This is a messenger RNA of Staurois parvus, 378 nucleotides long. NCBI's taxonomy places the organism in Eukaryota, Metazoa, Chordata, Amphibia, Anura, Ranidae. The record is from the annotation of a GenBank genome assembly.
CGGGAUGUAUCAUCCACAGAUCUUCAUGUUGUGGUGGGGAGACGAGGCGAUUCUACAGUUCUGAAAUGUGGAGGGGAUUCUGUAGACCAAAUAGCGGGAAUUAUAUGGAAGAUCCAUCAUAUCAAUAAUUCUCGGUGUUUAUUCUCAUAUGGUCCACACAUAAAAGGAGGAUCACAGAUUUACCACAACUGCAGUACAAGAAUGACACUAACCAAUAUAACACUGACCAUCCAGGACACCCAGAUAUCUGAUGGAGGAUAUUAUACCUGUGAACUGUCAACUGGUAGAGGGACCUUCAUCUAUACAACUAUUUUACAAGUAUUAGCUCAGCCCUCUGUGUCUCUGCAUAUAAACAGCGAUGGAUCUCUGGAGUGUAGA